Purpureocillium lilacinum is the source of this 1512-nucleotide messenger RNA. Lineage: Eukaryota; Fungi; Ascomycota; Sordariomycetes; Hypocreales; Ophiocordycipitaceae. The record is from RefSeq and is a predicted model, not a curated record.
AUGCGCGAGCACUGGAAACAGCGGCGGCUCUCGCUCGAGACCAACAAGCGCAAGUCGGCGGCGCUGUCGCAUCGACAACUCUUGCCCAAGCACAGGACGCGAAAACGACCGUCUUCAUCCAGCUCCAACUCCACCGUCAAGGAGCAGCCUGCGACCAGCUCGGACAGCGACGCCAUCUCCGGAGGUGUCCUGUCCACGUUGAAGCAUGAGGCCACGGGCAAGGCUUUGGAACGUUCUGCAGGCUCUAGCUCUCGUUCGUCGGCUCGGGGGGACUCGGAGGAAGCAUUUCCGAUCGAUGGUAUUCCGACGCAGAUAUACGCCGCCAUGGACCGGGCGUUAACAGGAGCGCGGUUCGACCCUUUCGAGACAUUCCCCGUGCGGCUUACCGCGCAGCAUCACAAGCUGCUCCAUCACUGGUUCAGCACCUAUGCGGCUAUGAUGUUCGAAGACCUACCGGCCGCGACAUUCAACCCCGUACGCGAUGUGUGGUUCCCGCUCGAUGUCUCCAACGCCGCCUCGUUCAACGUCGUCCUGGCCCACUCGGCGGCACAUAUCGCACGAAUGCACGGGUACACGACGUCCAACGAAGCGCUCAAGUUCAAAAUGGAGGCGAUUCGGAUCGUGGCGUCGUGGAUGGACGAUCCGCAACAAGCGCUGAGUGACGAGAGGCAUUGGGGAACCGAACACGAGUGGAAAGUACACCGACACGGGCUGCAGCAGAUGAUAGAGGCACGGGGCGGCAUAGCGUCGCUGCAAACGAACUGGAGGUUAGAGCUGGCAACAUUUCUUGUACUGCUCAUGGCCAAGCCUUCAUGGCUCGACAGUUCGAAUCACAUCCGCGAGAUUGCCUCCAGACAGCCCCUGACGGCACACUUACACCCUAUACUGGGCAACAGCGAGAAUCUACACAAAGUGCGGUGUCUCUGGUUGAUAUCUUUUGUCCAAGAUUUACGAACAUUCAUGCACAAAUCCGCGCCGCACCUCCCGCUCAUCGGCGCCGCCGACUAUCCCGCGAUCCGAGAGGCCAUGGUGCUGCUUGAGACGGACUUUCAGCAGCACGCCAUUGCGUCUCUAUACAACAAGAAUUGCACACAUCGCGAGUUCGCACGCCUAGCGUGUCUCUUCUUCGUGUGCGUCCUUCUUCAGGUGUCGGCCUCCGCGCAGUGGGCCAUUGCAGCCGAUGGGAACGAAGACACACCCAUGGACAACUGGAACAGCAUGGACGUGCUCGAAUCAUUCCUCAAGGACAACCGGACUAUGUGGCAGGGGAGCGCCGAGAACCUAUACAUGUCCUUGUUCCACAACCUAUACGACUUUCCCGACAAGGCGCAGACGACCGAGUAUGUCCUGAACCUGACGAGCGUUAUGGGCUCCGCGAACCACGACGCGCGGAGGGGCGUUGAGAGGUGUUUGCUGCAUAUUCUUUCUCAGUCGCAGAGCAGUCCCCACGAGCGGACCGUGCAUGACGGCUGGACUCCCGAUACUUUACUUUCCUCCUUGCAUGGCUUGUAG